GUUAACCGUAAAUAAAUGAGGACGAAGCAUCAACGCUGACAACAAGCAGGUGCGUCGGUCAAUUUUUGUCGAGGAAACAAUUCGGCGGACGAAUCUGCAAGCGGGCGUUGCGUGAGGCGAUGGGGGCGACCUGAUGAGUGGCGCCGACUCUUCCAACCCCGAGGCACACCCCCAUCCCCACUGGCGGCACCGCCUCCGCGAGACGGUGCUCUCGACCGCGUCCGACGGCGCCCUCCACAUCUCUGUUGUCGGCGGCUCGGACAAUGGACAAUUCGCCCAGGUGGGGCCCGAUUUGAACCAGAACAAAGUCAACUACGCGUCGGGACGUCUCUACCCUGGGGACGUGAUCAUCGAGGUGCAGGGCCAGAAGGUGGCUGGCUACACUGAGAGGGACGUGCUCGCCUGGCUGCACCACUGCUGCCGCAACGGAAACCCGGUCGUCAUCAAGACCAUCCCAUCGAGCGAAAUCACGAAGGACCUGCGGCAGUUCCUGAACACGCGCUUCCAGAAGGGAUCCGCCGACCACGAGUUGCAAAACACCAUCAGAGACAACCUCUACCUGCGCACCGUGCCAGUGACGACCCGAACAGCGCGGGAGGGCGAAGUCAACGGCGUUGACUACACUUUUCUCUCUUUGGACGAGUUUGUCGCUCUCGAGCGACAGGGCAACCUACUCGAGAGUGGCAUUUACGAGGGCAACCACUAUGGCACUCCGAAGCCCACCAAGAAGUCUCCUGGCCCUGUCGGUGCCUCGGGGGGCGCCGUCAUAGACGCCAUUUUUCCUGGAGCUCACCCUAGUUCUGAGGGAAAGCGUAGAAGAAACAGGUCAAAUGUUGAGGCCAUGGCUGCCAAAAACAGCAACGUUGAUCAUGAGCUUGAAGCUAGCAAUGGAGUAGAUGAAGUUUCCAACAAUGUCAUCAUCCAUACGGAGACAAAUCCAGGCCCGCCAAGUUACUCCAAGGGCCCAGAGCCGCUCGAGUCUCCGAGAGGUGACGAAUUGGGUCCCUUGCCUGUAAAUUGGGAGAAAGCGUAUACUGAGCGUGGAGAAGUUUAUUUCAUCGACCACAACUCCGGCACCUCUCACUGGCUGGACCCGCGACUAAUUAAGUUCCAGAAGAAGUCUCUGGAGGAGUGCAUGGACGACGAGCUGCCGUAUGGUUGGGAAAAAAUUGAAGACCCUCACUACGGCACUUACUACAUCGACCAUGUCAACCGAAAGACACAGUAUGAAAAUCCAGUCAUCCAGGCCAAGAGAGCUGUCCACGGGAGUGACACAGCUUCUCUGGCUUUGAAUGACUCUGACCCCCUGCAGUACAGUCCCCAAACAAAGCAGCAAAAUGAAUCUCCAAGGCAAAAUGGGCCACUUAACCUGUCUACAAAAAGACAACCAAUAAAUCAAUGCACAGAUGAAGGAUCAAUAGAAGAGGAGCAGAAACCUCAACUGAACCAAACCAUAGUGCCCAAAUUUGCAAAGCCCACUCUACCUCCAGUGCAGCCCCCCUGGAACAACGUCUACUCUGACAAUCCCUCAAAGCCAAUGUACUUAAAUAUCCCUUUAAGAACACUGCAGAAACACCAAAUGAUAAAAGCAGACCGGCCAUUUUUCACACGGAACCCAGACGAGCUGCAAGGCGAGAAAAUAACAACCUCAUUGCUGAAAUCUUCUAGAGGUUUGGGCUUCACCAUAAUUGGGGGUGAUGACUCGGAAGAGGAAUUUUUGCAAAUCAAAUCGGUUGUUCCUCAAGGACCUGCUUGGAUUGAUGGAAAGCUUCAAAUGGGUGAUGUACUUGUUUACGUGAACACAACUUGUGUGCUCGGUUUCACACACCACGACAUGGUUACCGUAUUCCAGUCAAUCGCCCCAGGAGAGAAUGUCACCUUGGAAGUUUGCCGUGGAUACCCUCUGCCCUUUGACCCGAACGACCCCAACAAUGAGGUUGUCACAACAGUCGCUGUUAAUGCUCCAGACAAUUCAGACAUGAGCAUUUAUGCUGACAGAGACUCCAGUCAGUACUUUGAUAACGACUCGGAAGAUAUGGUUAACAACUCUGUGAAAUCAGUGCCUGAUUUGUGCGCCUCGGAAAAGAUGACCCGACCAAUGCCUCGUCCGAGCAGCACAGACAUGUUGUUGAAUAAUGACAUGUCGAAUGAUAACUUGUCUGUGCCUGAGUUUCUCACCAUUCCCAUAGUCAAAGGUGCUAUGGGUUUUGGCUUUACUAUUGCUGACAGUGCCUAUGGACAAAAGGUAAAAUUGGUGAAGAAAAUCUUGGACAGACAGCGUUGCAAGAAUCUUCUCGAAGGAGAUAUUCUCGUCGAUAUCAAUAAUAUCAACGUCCGAAACAUGAGCCACAUCGAAGUGGUGCAGGUUCUUAAGGACUGUGCUCGAAAUCACGAGGCCAGCGUCACUGUGCAGAGGGGCGGUCUUGGCUCGCCAUCCAAAUCCAAGUUAGCUGGUCGACGUAAGGAAGAGAACGCUCCACCACCACCGUCUCCACCAAACAAAGCCGCCUACAAAGAUGUGCUGCUUGGAAUGUACCGCAGCAAAACACCCACGGCCGAUCUCUACAGCACUCAGAAGAAAGAAAUCGUCCCUAAUAGGCCAAAAACUCCUCUUGUUGAUACAAGACCACGUUCAAAGACGCCAACAGGAAAGUGGGCAGAGGUAGACUAUGCCAUGAAUUUGAACAAGAGUGUGGAAGGGGUGCAGAAGGUUGGCACUGGGCCUCAGAGCCCAGACUCACCUGAUUCAAUGUACAAUCCGUACAAGGAGACCUUUACUUACGGAUAUGUGGAUGAAAGAGUGGAGCAGAUCAAUCAACAUCUCAUCAACACAAGUCUGGAACAAAAUUCCAGACUAGAGUAUGGGAUGCGAAGCAGGAGUCCAGGACAAGAACUGGACUACCCACCAAAUAACAUCAAUCAGUAUCGACACGAAGCUGGGCAAAUCGAUUACUACCCAAGCCAAUAUCCUGGCUACUACAAUGGUUAUGGACCAUCACCAGUCAGUCCUUAUGACCCCAUGGCCUAUGCAUAUUCAGACCACAAAGAAAUGCCGCAGCAGGCAUACCAUCAGUCGGGAUUGCCACCCCCUGGAACGGUAAUUCCACCCCUUCACUCUGGAAAUUAUUAUCCUUCGGACAGUCUGACCAGGAGAAAAGAAAGUACCAGCUUUGAGCAUGAACAGCCUUUGCCCAGUGCAAUGUCAAGAUUGAACAGAGGUGAACUUCGGUGGAAUCCCGCCUCACAAAUUGGCCAGGCAAUUCGAAUUUAUCCAGCAGGGCCAGGACUUGAGUGGGUGGAGACGGUGAGCACCCUGCUGAGGCAAGAGUCUGGUUUCGGAUUCCGCAUUGUUGGUGGAACAGAAGAGGGGUCACAAGUUUCAAUUGGACACAUUGUGCCUGGUGGUGCUGCCGACCUUGAUGGCCGUUUACGCACGGGCGACGAGAUUGUCAGUGUGGAUAAUCACAAUGUGCUCAGCACUUCCCACCAUCAUGUUGUCCAGCUGAUGGGCAAAGCGGCCGCUAAUGGACGUGUGACAAUAGGUGUGAGGCGACGUGUACCCACACAUGAGUUGCAAAAUAUGAACAGGCCUGACAUAGGAUACCCCUUCAACGUGACUGUCAGUAGGAGAGAAAACGAGGGUUUUGGUUUCGUUAUCAUUUCCUCGGUAAACAAGGCUGGUUCCACCAUAGGACGAAUUAUUGAAGGCUCGCCUGCUGAGAGGUGUGGCCAGUUGCAUGUAGGGGAUCGCAUUUUAGCUGUUAACAAUGUUGACAUAGUUAACCUGCAUCACGGAGAUAUUGUUAAUUUAAUCAAAGACUCUGGUUACACUGUCACGCUCACUAUUGGACCUCCUGUAGAUGACACUUCAAGCACAGCUUCGAUUUCGCAAAGAGAGGAUGAUGCAAUUGAAGAAUAUCACGCAGUAGAACUCAACAGAGGUAAAAGGGGGUUCGGCUUUAGCAUAAGAGGUGGACGAGAAUUCCACAACAUGCCUCUGUUUGUGCUGCAAAUUGCUGAAAAUGGGCCAGCAUCUCUCGACAAUAGACUCCGGGUUGGUGAUCAAAUUAUUGAGAUCAAUGGCGUGAAUACCAAGAGUAUGACGCACGCUGAAGCCAUUGAGAUCAUCCGAAACGGGGGACCCUGUGUCCGUCUACUUAUCAAGAGAGGAGUCAAGAUCCCACCCGGAAUUGCAGAAAUUCUAGAGGCUGGAGGAGCCUCGGGAUUGAUUCGACCUGGCAGCUCACUUUCCCAGCCAAGUACAGUGCCGACGUCAUCGGGGUUGAAUGGCCCAAUCACAUGGGACCACUUUCCCCAAAGCUGAUUUUGUAAGUGCCCAUAAGAGUGGAUAACUGUCGACAUUGAGAAAUAAUUGGAACUGCUCGGUGGAGUUCUGUUGCCAUAAGUGGACUCGGUUCGUGGUUGAACAUUUUAUCAAAUCCGAGUGCAACCAGAGCAGUCAAACACAUAAAAACUGCAUUUUUGAGGAAUAUUUGUGCCUAUAUUAACAGUUAAUCCACUUUUAAUAUCUGUAAAAUCAUCUAUGGUGCAUUUUUCCAUUUUAUCUCAUUGUUAAGAAUAUUAUAUUUAAAAUUGGGGAAUUUUGGCUGAUCUCGUCGUGUUCAUGAUUUUAUCCCCUUGACGUUUUUCAAGAUUCUUGCUAAAACCAAAGCAGCUACUCUGAUUAUUUAGAUUGGAGAUCAUUCAAAUUUCCGCAAUUGCAUUCAUCGAGAUCUAUUGGACAUUGUUAUUUUUGUAUCAUGCAUUUUAACCUGCCAGCAGGCAUCUAUAUGAGCUUUUUGUCAUACUAAUUUUACACUGCUUAUUUUUGCUAGUAUUCCCAAUUUAUUUUGUUAACGUUGUGGUUCUCCUGUAAAAUAAAUAUAAAACCAUCAUGAUAUUUUCUCAUAUACUUUAGAAAUAAUAGGUCAGAAAAGGGUAUGUCAGCCUUAAGAUUGUAAGUCAAUUUCUGUUAAUUGUGCAUUCAUCUAAAUCAGCAACACGUUAAAAAUUAUACCUUGUUGUACACAUCCAAAACUUUAUUCUUCUCACUAGAAACAUCAAUAAAAACUACGUUAUGUAUAUUAUUAUACAACUCUCAA
Molecule: messenger RNA, 5102 nt
Organism: Neocloeon triangulifer
Lineage: Eukaryota; Metazoa; Arthropoda; Insecta; Ephemeroptera; Baetidae
Product: membrane-associated guanylate kinase, WW and PDZ domain-containing protein 1-like
Exons: 19
Coding region: 134-4324 (1396 amino acids)
Biological process (GO): signal transduction
Cellular component (GO): cytoplasm
Molecular function (GO): protein binding
Source: RefSeq, a predicted model, not a curated record